AUGGCGGGCACCGUAUCAUCAAUAUUACUGCAAUUAUCAAAAAGUUUUAGACUGUCUGUCUUCUGCCCUGCCACUGGAGGGCGCCUCGCAGUCCUGCAUCCGACAUCCACUACUGGCCUCCAGGCUCCUGGAACAACCCCUGGCACCAUGGCUGAGAGACAUGUCCACCAGGCGAGGGUAUACAAACACCCCGACCAUCUGUGGGUCUGGGGUAAGAACACAUACCUGGACGAGAACCAGCGCACCUGGCUGCCCAUCAUUAUUGAGAAUGGCUCGAAACGCCAAGUGCUCGUGCGCCAGGAAGAUGUGGAGAAGGGACAGGCUAUGCGCCCCAGCGAGCUCAGCCCCCACCGGCUGCCCAUGAUGUGGCAGCUGUACCCUAGAAACAGGUACCGGGAUUCAGACUCCAACUUCUGGCGAAUCAUCUACCAUGUGAAGAUUGACCAGCGAGAGGACCUAAUGUUGGAGCAGAUUCCGGAUCCCGAGUAG
This is a messenger RNA of Suncus etruscus (white-toothed pygmy shrew), 489 nucleotides long. RefSeq names its product T-cell leukemia/lymphoma protein 1A-like. The record is from RefSeq and is a predicted model, not a curated record. Gene Ontology annotation, biological process: positive regulation of peptidyl-serine phosphorylation. Gene Ontology annotation, molecular function: protein serine/threonine kinase activator activity. The coding region runs from base 1 to 489 and encodes 162 amino acids. The transcript has 2 exons. Lineage: Eukaryota; Metazoa; Chordata; Mammalia; Eulipotyphla; Soricidae.